This is a messenger RNA of Hemicordylus capensis (graceful crag lizard), 1407 nucleotides long. RefSeq names its product CD209 antigen-like protein D. The transcript is spliced from 4 exons. The record is from RefSeq and is a predicted model, not a curated record. NCBI's taxonomy places the organism in Eukaryota, Metazoa, Chordata, Lepidosauria, Squamata, Cordylidae.
UAACAGCAGUAGAGAGGGCAUGCCCUCAACUCCUGCCUGUAGGCUUCCAGCGGCAUCUGAUGGGCUACUGUGUGAAACAGGAUGCUGGACAAGAUGGACCUUGGGCCUGAUCCAGCAGGGCUGUUCUUAUGUUCUUAAGCUAUUGCCCAAGACCCUGUUAACUUCUGCUGUAAUGGGAGUGAGUUAGCUCCUGAAAUACUCUGCUAUAUAAAUAAUUACCCACAACAGGGUUAUGGGCCCAGCCCCUAACAGGGUUUUUGGGACUCAAAACUAAUCUCAGGAUUGAUAAAGGUACAGCUACAGUAACAGAGACAGCAUGGAUUCCAGCCAGAUUAGCUUCCGCAUUCCCAAGCUGUAUGGCUCAAACUACAGUGACUGGCCAUUUCAAAAUAAAACCCUAUCUUAUGAACCAAGGACUUGACAAUGUUCUGGAGGACACACAGAGACCCAGUGAGCAACAAGCAGAUGCAAGAAAGCUUUGGGAUUCUCAAAACAAGAAAAUUCUUGGGAUCCUUGGGAUGCAUGUACUAUACUUUCAUCAAGCCAGCUCCUCUACACUGGAAGCAUUUUCAAGGAAACUGCUACUACUACUCAAAAAAUGAAACACCGUGGGAAAGUGCCAAAACAUCAUGUGCUCAUGAAAACUCCCAACUGAUUGUUAUUAACAGCAAGGAGGAGUAGGAUUUUGUGGUUAGUAAAACAGACUUCUCAUCAGUCUGGCUUGGCUUGAGCGAUGCAGAAACGGAGGGAAGCUGGCACUGGGUUGAUGGAUCAAGUUUGACACAACAGUUCUGGAGGCAAGGAGAACCUAAUAAUAGAGGCGAGGAAGAUUGUGCUGUUCUGUCCAAUAAAGGAAAUUGGAAUGACAUUCCCUGUGACAAAAAGGUCCACUUUGUCUGUGAGAAAAGAGGAAAUUGUGCAUGUACUUAAUAAAGGAAGUAUUCCUGAUGCAUGCUCUAAGUAUGGCCCCUUCUCAAAGUAUGGUCUUUAUUAGGCCAUAUACAAGACUAUUAUUAGUGCCAAGUUUGCUGUCUAGGUGUGCUUGAACUAAUGCCCAACUCUAGCUGUUAUCUGAAUACACUCAGUAUUUCUUAAAGUUAACAAUUCCAAACACGCAUUUUAAAAAUGAAUUUUAUAAAACCUUUCUAUGUGAUGCAACAUAGUAUUAUGUAGAGAUGAAAAAGUUUAAAAUGAGCAUAUCCUUCAUGCUACCACUCCUACCUGUGUUGUGCAUCUGCUAUCACUAGAACUUGUAAUACUGUAAUCCCUUCCCUUUGAAGUGAAAUUGCAUGUCCUGGAGUAGCUCUAGCCAAACACCAACACCAUAACAAUGACAUUAAAGUGGCGCAGCGGGAAAAUGUUUGACUAACAAGCAGGAGGUUGCCAGUUCAAAUCCCCACUGGUACU